AUACUGAAACGCACUACUGGAUUACCCUUUUUUGGUGUGCCUUGGGAGGUUUAAUAUUGGGUGGAAUCGUUGUCAUUUCUUACUGGAUACGACGAUGCAGGACACUUGCAGCGAAGUCGCCCCGCCAACGCUCCAAAACCCGGAGCCGGAGCUCAUCAUCAGCUGCCGUCGGCAGCAACAGCAGCAGCAGCUUCAACAGCAGCAGCAACUCAUCCAGCAGCAACAGCAUCCGCAGCAGUCGAAGCCAAUACAGCCCGCAGUACAGAAAGUCAUCACCAGAUCACAAUCAUCGACGUCGUCGUCGACGCAUGCUGCAGUGCAUCAACUGAAGCAACAGCAAUCCCUGCCCACCCCACUGCCCCAACAACAACAACAACAACAGCAACCAAGUGGAGAGUCGCAUCUGCACUCGCAUUCACACCAUCAUCACAACCACAAUCCGCACGCCUCCAAAUCCGUCUCGAUACUCGUCUAUAAAACGUUGAACACGGUCUUCAAGAGCAGCCGCAAGAUCAUCGUUCGGGUCUGUGAAGUGGCCAGCGCCAAAAAGUCAUUCACCAUGUUCAAGUUCAACAAAGCUGCCCAGCAGCAGCGACUCGAUAAUCGCGCCAGCGCCGUCACCGGACACGAUCCCUUCGUCAGGCCGCCGGUGCCGGAAAAGAAAGUGAAACACAUUAUGAAGAAGCUGCACAAGGCGAAUGGACUGAAGCGCUCCAAUUCGGCGAUAGAAUUUGAUGUCUCAGCGCUGACAGCCGCCAAUCGACGCCAAAUCUACAGUAGCAACCGAUCGGCCAGCUCGGACCAAGAUAACUCAGAUCAAUCCGAGCACUCGGAGAAAUCGCCAUUGGUUAGCGCGAGGUUAGACAAUCUUGCUAGGCUCUUUUUUAGCAAAUCGAUGCCAGCGGAAACCGGAAGUAGAGAUACCAUAGAUUCAGUACUAACAACAAGACCCAACAACAUCAAGUAUCAAUACUCGGCGCUGGACAGCGGCAAUGGCAUUGUGGAGCGCAGUCCCCGAGAGCGAGCACAACGGGAAAGAGCCCUGAAUGCCACACAGGAGUGGAUACAGAGCGCCAAUGGACGUUACGAGGUGAUUGCACAUCUGGAUGAGAUUGGCUCAAGGCACGGCAAGAACUGGUUUCUGGUCAACGAUGCAUCGGUACGCACGGAUCGGCUGCUGACGCUGUUGCCGCUGCCCACAGAUUGCGUAGCCUUUGAGGAUCUGCCGCCGAAUGAGAGUGCACGUGAUAUACUUAUGGAGCUGCUCGGCUCACUGCAUCAUCCGUACAUUUAUCCGGUGCUCGAUUUGGGCUUCUUGCGCAACAGCUCGCAUAACUAUGCCUGCCUGGUGACGCCCUUCAACUCGCGCGGCAGUCUCAAGGAUCUCAUCUACAAGGCCCAAUGGAACGAGCCUUGGGCGCGCAAGUAUACACGCAAACCGAAUGGCCUGCCUGUUAGCCAAGUGCAGCGUUUGGGCCGCCAGAUACUGGAGGCGUUGCUCUUCCUGAAGGAGCGCGGCUUUCCACUUCAUGGCCAUCUACACAGCGGCAAUGUCAUACUACAGAAUGGUGCAGCCAGGUUAUCGGGCCUUGAGAAUGGCCUGCUGGGGCUCAGUUCGCGCAACAAUGCCGUGACGUGGUCGCGUUCCGUAACGGAAAUCGAGAAUGUCGACAUCAUUUGCUUUGGCCAUCUGCUCUACGAAAUGUGCACCGGCCAGGAGCUGACCACACCGAAACCGUCCAUGCGGGUGCUCGAAAUGGAGCUGCAGCAUUAUCCACAAAUUGGCCAGGUUCUGGACAUAUUAGGUAUUAUCUUUGAGCCGCCUAGCGGCGUUUGUCCCUCCGUUGAGGACCUAGUCCUAUGCGAUCUAUUUCGCAGCAUCGAUUUGCGCGAGCUGCGUGGUCCCUGUUUCAGUACAAUCAAGCCGAGCCUCAGUCGUUCUACGCUGAAUUUGCUGCACGCUGUUAAGAAGCGACAAUGCGCCUCUCUGGGCAACUCGUUCAGUGAGGCAAGUUCACCCUGUACGCCACCCUCGACGCCGCAUGAUCGACGCACUGGCAUCAGCCGAACAAUGGACUCAUUUGACAUAUCAAGCGACUCGGAGGAGGGAUUGCUCGAAGAGAUUGUCGUAGGUGGCAGCGGCAGCAGUUGCCACAUGAAGCGGCUGCAACGAUACCAGCACUGGCAUUCCGCCUCUGCCUCGUCAUCGUUUACACGCACCCAGCACAGGCAGCAGUAUGAGGCAAGUGAAUCGCCCAUACACUACUGUGACCACGCCGCACUCUACUCGGAUGACAACAGUGUCGCCCAAGAGCUGCCGCCCACCACACAGCCGACGAUACGGUGCAGCACCAGCAGCCAAAGCAAUUUGAAUGUGCUGCUCGCCGAGGGCCGAGACACCGAAGAGGACGAGGUGGACGUUGAGGAAGUCGAGGUGGCUGUCGAGGAGGAGCUACAGUUGACAGCGAUGCCAGAUGAUGCCUCGGCUGCUGCUGUUGCUGCUGCUGUCGUUGCCAGUGGCUCAAGUGGCAACGGGCAACGUUUGCAGGCAACAUCAACGGCUGCGGCGGCGGCCUCCUUCAAUCAUCAGUUGACAGCCGACAUGUGCAACUACAAGAACUCGAAGAGUCGACGUCUGGAAUACUCGCUCAAGUGUUUGAAAUACGGCCGUAGCAAUCCAUCGCAGGACUCGGCCUUUGGCUCGCUGACCGACAAUGAUUUGUCCAUCGGUUCGUCGAGCAUACGUCUCAGCAGCUUUCAGUCCAUCUCCUCGCCCAUCGACGAAGGCGUCGAGGACAUCAUCAUUGCCACCACGUCCGGUAAUGGCAAUGAGACCUGUUUGGAGCUGGCCACCAUACCCCGAAGCAUGGUCUCUCAGGACUCGGCGAUUUCGUCGCCUUGUCGCGAAAGUUCCCCUAGCAAUUUUCUGCAUAUUGAUGAUGCCAUGUCCGGAACUGGUUCGACUUCAUCGGGUUCCGGUUGCGGUUCGUUGGGCAAUAUGCGACCACAGCAUUUCCCUGUUUCCCUCUCGCCGAAAAUACUCGUGACUGCGACGAGUAAUUCUAGCAAUUCCUCCAUAGCCUCCACAUCACAGCAACAGCCACAGCAGCAACAACUGCAGCAACAGCAACAGCAACAAUUUGAUCCGCCCAAAAUACUUGUGAAUGAUCAGAAUUCCAUCUAUACCACAUCGCCUUCUAAGCGCUCCAGCAUGAUUGAGGUCUUCUCGCAAAAGUAUCGCGUCAGCUCCUUCGAGGACAUGUCACCCAAGCGCAGUUCCAACGCGGACAAACAGCAUCUGAAGCACGUGAAUCGUUUGGCCUUUCGCUCGCUCGAAGAGGAGCGACGCAUUGAUAAUGCCUUUCUACCGAUGUCCGAUCGCACGCAUUCCGAUAAUCGCGUCAAUAUGCAGAGCGAAAAGUAUAAGAAAUUGACGCAUGCCUCGUUUCGCAUUAGCAAAACCUCUUCGAGCGGCUGCUGUCAAGAGACUUCGCCCACAAAUUAUCCCAAUUCCAGUGGCGGCAGCAUGGAAUUGCAGCGCACGGGCAGCGCAGCAGCAGCGGUAGUUGGCAGCGGUUCCAGUCAACGUCAGACUUUAUGGCGUGAUAGUAAAUUCUAUCGCAAGAAUCGCAUUGCCAAAAGCAACGAUUCGCUGCUUGAACAUUCGCCGAAUCAUUCGCCACAUUCGCCGCACUCAACACACUCGGCACAUUCGCCGCACUCUUCGCACUCGCCGCAUUCGUCGGCUCGGCUUUCGCCGAGUUCGCUGCGUGACAAUCACUACGAAAGCAGCGGCUGCUGUUCGACGCAGGGCAGUCGACGUUCCCUUAGCGGCAGCCAGCAAAUGUUGAGUGUGACCACAAGCUUCUGUGGCUCGGGUGGCUCUGGUCACACUUCACGGCGCUAUUGCAGCUCCAAGAGCGAAGAUCUUGGUGAAUCAUCCGACUAUUUGCGUGUCAUGGAUGCGCGUAAAUCGUAUUCUGAGCGCCAUUUGGUGCGACUCAAGCAGACGGCUAUCAAUAAUACGCAUAGCGGCAGUGAAGAUGAAAUGAGCUUCAAUGAUGACAAUAAUCAACAACAGCAACAACAACAUCAUCAUCAUCAUCAGCAGCAGCUGCUGCAGCAGCAACAACAACAUCACCAGCAGCAGCAGCAGCAGCUGCAGCCGCCAAAGCGCAGCAGCAAACUGAGCUGGAGCAGCUGUUCCAUAAAUCACCUGAAGACGACCAAUAUUAAGACCACAACAUCCUUGGCCACGCUCACCUGCCAAACGAAUUUAAGCUCCCACAAUGCUCCAGCAACUGCCAACAACAAUAAGACGCCCAGCUAUCGCACACCCUCCAAAUCUCUCGAUCAGGCACUUAACAUUAGUAGCAGCAACAGCAGCGCUGCCAACACGAGCAGCACCAGCAGCAGCAGCACCAGUAGCAGCAACAGCGGCAGCGCUGCCGCCGAGGAUAACAGUUCUUUGGAUGAGUCACCAUCGCGACGCACGUUAAGCGGCGCUGAAUUGUCACGCAUCUUUGUCAUGGACAUGGACGAUGCGCCAGGGGGCAGCAGCUGCUGCAGCGAGGAGAAAACACCGUUGCUCGAUAGCGUAGAAAUGUCGCCUAUAAGUCCAACUGAACCACCAACGGAACUUGACAAGCUGUAAACAUAGACUCACUUUUAGGAGCGCCAAAAAAACACACACACGUACACUCACACACAUAGACACGUAUUAAGCAGCCCGUAAAAUGCAAAGCAUGUGAUACGAUAUGAGAUGUAAAAGUAAUGCUUACCAAUAUUAGCAAAUCGAAGAGAGAUCGGGAACCAUCAAAUUAUUGAAUUUUAGGCUUUAAAUAAUUGCAAAACGGAUUAAAAAGGCUUAUUGCGCGCGGACACCAAAACACUUUCACUUUUUCACUUCACACACACUUAACAACACUGAUCGCGCGGGUUGCGAAAAGCUGCUAGAGUCGAUUAUUGCUUUUUGCAAAUUGAUAGUUAUCGAUAGAUACAUUUUUGCUGUUUAGCGAUACACUUUCCAAUUGAAAUUCGAUAAUUUAUAGCUAUUCCAAUUGAAAUUCAAAUAUUUUGACUGUUGGUGUCCCAGCUAUAUUUAAAUUGGCUAAAAGGUCGUGGGGUCUGCUGUCGCCUUCUUCGCAAAACCACACUGAAAGCUUUCUUCUGGUAACAAUAAUAGUUUCUUUAUAUGUAUGUAUUGUAUUUUACGCUUACAACAAAAAACCAAAUAACGCUUUUACAGCAAUUAAAAAUCUCUACUGAUGCUUUUCAACUCUUUAGACUGCUAAGCAAGAAACCAAAAAAUUAUGAAUAAAUAAAUAAAUAACUCAAAAAUAUACUUACGAGCAUCUCUGAAAACACCAGCAUUCUUCUGAUGAGUUUUUUAGCAAAUGCAAAAGAAAAACUUUAUGCAAAAAGUUUUCGAAUUCGAAAUUAUACACAUUAAUUGUAGCUAAUUACACACAGUUAAGACUUAAGCUUCGCAGCGAGUAUUGAAAAUAUUUUACUGUAGCCUAAAAUCGUUUUAUGGCCCAAUAAAUAAAUAUAUAUUAAAAAAAAAA
Molecule: messenger RNA, 5567 nt
Organism: Drosophila sulfurigaster albostrigata
Lineage: Eukaryota; Metazoa; Arthropoda; Insecta; Diptera; Drosophilidae
Gene: Slob
Product: slowpoke-binding protein
Exons: 12
Coding region: 95-4654 (1519 amino acids)
Cellular component (GO): cytoplasm
Molecular function (GO): protein serine/threonine kinase activity
Source: RefSeq, a predicted model, not a curated record